Messenger RNA from Dimorphilus gyrociliatus, 6517 nucleotides. NCBI's taxonomy places the organism in Eukaryota, Metazoa, Annelida, Polychaeta, Dinophilidae. The record is from the annotation of a GenBank genome assembly.
AAUGAACUUUUUCAUUAUUGCCCUGCUGCUCACUCUGGCCUAUCAAUAUUCAAGAUCGGCUACAGUACCAAACAAUGAUGUUUAUAAUUGUGAAGUUGGACAAUCUCGAACUAGAACAACAACAUGUGGAAUUUGCUCUAGUGGAAGAAUUCCUUCUUCAGAUCAACUUAAAUGUUUUGAAUGCCCCAAAUUCUGCUCAAAAGGAAAAUGUUCACUAAAAACUGAUGUAUCAAAUGAAAAUGAUGCAACAAUAUGCUCUCAAUGCAUUGACAACUAUUUUUUGGACAGUGGAAAAUGCUCAGAAUGCUCAACUGGAUGUAGAAACUGUACAAGUGCAACAGCUUGUCUUGACUGUUACUCUAACUAUGCAAUAAAUGAUGUAACUAAGCAAUGCAUACCUUGCCCAUCGAACUGUGUUAAAUGCAGUUGGAACUCUUUAACUUCAAAAGCUGAUUGCAAAAGUUGUGAGGAUAGAUUUGUAAAGAAAGACACUGGAUGUAUAUCUUGUCUAUCUUACUGCAAAUCUUGCAGUUAUAACAAAGAUACUGGUGUCAGUUGUAGCUCUUGCGAUACAAAUGCUUAUAAAGAAACAAUAAAUAAUAUUAAUACAUGCAAAUUAUGCUCAACUGCAAUUUCUGGUUGUAAAAAGUGUGUUGAUAAAGAUACAUGUACAGAAUGUAUUUCUAAAGCCUAUGCUCUUUCAUCAUCAAAAAAAUGUGAGAAAUGUAGUUCAAUUCAUUCAGCAUGUGUUGAAUGUGAUGCUAGUAAUGGAAUCAAUAAAUGUAAAACCUGUAAAAGUGAUUAUUAUCUAAAAGAUGGUUCCUGUUCCGCCUGUCCAAGAAACUGUGACACUUGUCAAGAAACUAAUAACAUUGUAAAAUGCACAAAAUGUAAAGUUGACUAUUCAGUAGUUGAUCCAAAGAGAUGCGAUAGAUGUCCAGAAAAUUGUCUAGAAUGUCAAGUUUCUGGUAGUAAACUGGUAUGUAAAUCUGGCAGAUGUGCAUCAAAAUAUGCUCUCAACUCUGACAACUUGUGCUCAAAGUGUCCUGAUAAUUGUAAUGCCUGUUCUUGGAGUUCAUCAAAUUCUAGGACAGAAUGCAGUGGAACAGAUGCAAGUCAUUCAUGUGUUGAAAAUGAAGGUGGAAAAUCAUGGGGAAGGAAAAGUGAUGGAAAAUGUAUAGCUUGUCCUGGAAAUUGUUUAAAAUGUUAUUUCAAAUCUUCUUCUGCAUCUUCACCAAUUUGUUAUGCUUCAAAAUGUCAAAAAGGAUUUGCUUUUGAUGAUGAUACUGGAAGUUGUGUUUCCUGUCCUUCUGGAUGUGACUACUGUAAAAAGAGAGGUUCUAUUUUAACAUGCUUAAAAUGUAGUGAAAAAUAUGCACCUAAAUAUAAUGCAAAUAGUGGAGCCAUUGAUUCUUGUAUGUCAUGUUCAAUUUCGAACUGUGACUAUUGUGAAGUGAUUGGUGACAAAGUGGAAUGUCGAAGAUCUCCUUGUGCCUCCAAAGCAGUCAAUUCAAAUAACAAAAAGUUUUCAUUUUCAAGUAAAACUUGUGCUACAAGUUGUCCUACUGAUUCAAUGUGUGCAGCCAAAAAAGUGAAUGAUGAAAAUGAAGCCUGUUUUUGUAGAUCUUGUCCUUCAGGAAGUGUUGUAAUUCUAGCUGGAAUAAAUGCUGGAGUGUGUAAAAAUUGUGGAACAGAUUGCGAAGACUGUCAACUAACUGCAGAUAAGAGAGAUGUUGAAUGUAAAACAUGUAAAGGUUCAAAACAAUUUGUAUCAGUAGAAGUAGGUGGCAGUAUGAUAAAAGGAUGUUAUGACUGUGAUAUUGCCAGGCCUCAGUGUAAAACAUUUCAACUUGAUGGAAGUACUUGUAGAUGUAAAUCAGGUGAAUGUAUUGGUGAUAUAACUUUAUCACCAUUUAUUACUGUUUUGCAAGAAACUACAGGAAGUCAAAGGUGCAAAGCUUGUGCUGAGGCAAUUCCAAAUUCUUUUUUUUGUCAGGGAACAUAUGCAUCAAGUGUUAUUUCACUUUGCAAGUAUCCAUAUUUGCCAUUUGAUGAAGUAACAUGCUCACCAAUUGUUACUGGCUGUAAGAAAAGUAUAAUUUCACCAAGUUUGCCAUUUGGACAGAUAGGUUGUUUUGAAUGCACUAAGGGAUAUUACUUGGAAUCAGUAAAUUGUAUAUCAUGCCCUUCUGGUUGUUCUGAUUGUAUAAAACCAACUGGCCAACCAAUAAUAUGUAUAGCUUGUACUGAUCCAACAAAAAGUGGUAUUGACUGUAAAACACCAACAUCUACGUGUACCUCUCCAGUGCCCAAUUGUGACACAAAAUGGGCAACAGUUGUUGACCCAGCAACUGAUGGAGAUUGCAAAUGUAUUAAGUGCUCUGCUACAUUUGCAAUUGGAACAGCUGUUCCAAAUACAGGUGAUCAAAUUGGAGAUUGUGUUGCUGCUAGUCCAGCCACUCCCAUAACUGAUUGCGAACAACAUUUUAAUGGUGCUUCCCUGGAGUGCAAAAGAUGUAUUAAUGAUAAAAUAUUAGACGCAAAUGUUUGUCAUCCAGGAAUAAUUGGCUGCAAAGAAAAUUAUUCUGCAUCUGAUCCUAUGGGUGGCCCUGUACGAUGUGCUUUUUCUGACACAAACAAAAUAUUAGCUUCUCAUCUCACCACAUUAGUUACAGUUGCUCCAGAAGCAAGAGCAACAUCCAAUUGCAUAAUAUAUUAUCCCACACAACCCAUGCCUACCCCAGCAAAUGCUGGCCGAUGUUCAAAUUGUAAUCCUGGAUAUAUUUUAGAUUUUUCUCCAACAAAAUAUGACUGUAUAGCAUGUACUGUUGCUUCAUUAGAUCAUUGUGCAUAUGCUGUAUCUUCAGGAGGUGUAUGUAUGUGUGGAAGAUGUACUGCUGAUGGAGCAGGAAAGGUAUACCACAAACAUCCUAUAUUGACAGGAUGUACCCAAAAUGAUGAGAUUCCUAACUGUGCUACUCAUACAUUAAAACUUAAAAAUGGUGAUUACAUAGUAGCCUGUGCUGAAUGUACAGCUCCAAAUAUUUUAGCUGAAGAUGGAUUGUCAUGCAUAGCUUGUUCAAAACCUUGUACUGGAGGAAUGAAAGUAGUUGCUGCUGGUUCAACAACAUGCACAUGUAAUUGUGAUGCUGUUGGAUUCUUAAAUAGCAAUGGAGAUGAUUGCAUUUCUUGUACAACAGCUGGCAAAACUGGUUGUUCAGAGGUACAUCUGAAUGGAGCAACAUGUGAGUGCAAAACAUGCAAUGCAAAUUUUGUUUUGAAUGCUGAUAAAUCAGCAUGUGUUGCUUGUAACACUGGUCCUGGUGGUGCAACUGCCAACUGUAAAAAUUGCAACUUAGCUACUUCUCCUGUUAAUCAAGUAUCAGCUUGCUCUGACUGUGACAGUGGAUAUGCAUUGCUCACAUCUUCAACUCCAGGAACAAAUCCUUCAUGUAUGCAAUGUGGUACAGGAUGCACAACAUGUACAAUAGAUACAUCUGGUGCUUCUGCUACAACUGAUAAUAAAUGUUCUGUUUGUUCUUCUGGUUAUACAUUGAAUAAUAUUGGGCUUUGUAUUCAAUGUCCACAGUCACCAGAGGUGUGCUCUGAUUGUAGAAUUGAUCCUGAUGAUCAGACAAGAGCACUAUGUCUCACAUUUGGAUGUCAAUCUGGGGGUCUGAGAGAUAUUGAUUUUAAAUGUGAUACAUGCACUUCCCUGACAGGUUGUGAUAUUUGUAUUAAACAAAUUGGUGAAAAUCUAAAAUGUUUGAAAUGUAACUCUGGAUAUUAUAUGGAUAAUAGUGAUGCUUGUCAACAAUGCCAAUCUGGAUGUGAUUUCUGUCUGGAUGGCACCACAUGCAUACCAAAUGGCUGUAAUGAAGGCUACAUCAGACAUAGAACAGAAGGAACUUGCAUACUUUGUACAGGAAGCGGAGUUUCAAGAUGUGCAUAUCAAACACCAACAACUGACACCCUUAUACCAAAGAUAUGCAGAACAGGAUAUAAAUUAAACAGUGCUAUUUCACCUGCAACAUGUGAAAAAUGUGAUCCAAAUUGUAAAAGUUGCGAAACAAAUGGAAAAGAUAAAUGUGAUUCCGGACAAUGUAAUUCUGGUUAUUUCCUUGAUUCAAGUAAUCAAAAAUGUUACAAGAAUAAAGUUGGUUGUCUGACAUCUGUUAGAAGUAAUGAAAAGAUAAUAUGCUCAUCUUGUAAUACAGCAACUUCAAUACUUUUGAAUGGCGAAUGUAAAACAUGCCCUACUGGUUGUAGUGGAUGUUCAUUUGAUGCUGCAACAAACAAAUUUACUUGUUCAUCUUGCAUUGGAAAAUAUUAUAAAACAUCAGAUAAUUUAUGUUCCCCUUGUCCAACUGGUUGCAGUGUCUGUUCUCUCAAUGGAGCAUCAGUUGAAUGUACAAGUUGUCUUGCAACAUAUGGUUUAAAAGGAUCUUUAUGCCAAUUAUGUGGUAUUGGAGAAUGUCAAACAUGUUCUGUUCCAUCAAGUGAAAGUGGUCUUGUUUGUUUAACAUGUUCAAAUAAGUUUUAUUUGAACAGCAAUGAUUGUGGUCACUGUCCGAAAUUCUGUAAAGAAUGUUCAUAUAAUCAAAAAUACAAAUGUACAAAGUGUUAUAACAGAUAUGCCAAGGCAUCAGAUGGAACAUGUGUGCCAUGUCCAUCAAAUUGUGAAACAUGUACAGCCAAUGCAGAUAAGACAACAAGGUGUACCAAAUGCAUAUCAAAUACUUAUUCACUAAAACAUGAUGGAACUUGUUUACUAUGUUCAGAUGCUGCAUUUGCUAAUUGUGCAACUUGUGGACCAACUCCAUCAAGUGGAAAAGCAAAAUGUCAUAGUUGUAGUGGAGGAUUCACUUUACAAGAUGAUGAAUUAGCUUGUCUUCCAUGUUCAAUAACUGGAUGUGAAUUGUGUGCACAUGGUCAAACUUGUUCAAAGUGUAAAUCAGGAUUCUAUCUUUUCAACUUCAACAGAGAAUGCGCAAGAAAAUGUUUUGAAUGUAAGGGAAAUAAGGCAGACUGUGGAAAUGAUUUAUCUGGAAUUCAGAAUUCAACUGAUAAAGUAAAAGUUAUUGAUUGUGGAAUUGGUGACUGUUGGGCUUAUAGAACAGAAGUUUCAGGAACAAUAACAUUUGCAAGAGGAUGUUCAAAUAAAACUUGCACAUUGUCUAAUGAGAAUGAAAAUUGUAAAACAAUUGAAGGAAAUAAAGAAUGCAAAAAGUGUUGUAAAGGAGAAAAAUGUAACACUUGGGCAUUGGAUGGUAAAGCAGGGGUUGUUCGUCUUGUUUCAACAACUACUUUACUUGUAUUAUGCAAUGCUUUUAUCUUUUGGGCCAGGAUGGCCAAACUAUAAACUAUUCAUACAACAGGGUAAUAGCAGUAGGUAAAAAUGUUAGAAGAUUUCAUUGGAGAUGUUUGCUGUUCAAUUUUUAAUUUGAAUUUCCAGACAAUCUUCUCAUGUAAUUGAAUGUUGUAGAAUGAUUUUUCUUGUAUUGUAAUUGUAAUACCAAGUCAACAUGAAAAAAAACUACUGUGUAUUACAGUCUAGCAUUUCUUUAGCUCACCAGUUAAUCAAUACAAAAAGUCUCUAACAAAUACAUUUUAACCUUACCUAUAUUUUACAAAUCUCAGAGUGAUCAAUUAUAAAAGAAUUACUAUUUAAGACAAUUUGAAUAGUCCCUGAGAUAAACAAAUUUAAUGCUUCCAAAAAGAUUAUAAAUCUCCUGGAUAGAGUGAUAUUUAGUAGCGAAUGGCUGAAUUUUAUCACAAGCAGGUAAUUUUUCUGGGGUCAGCAGAAAAUAUCCACAAAUGAGAAAUUUCCAGACAAAAAUUUGGAUUGAGAAAUGGUUAGGCAAAAAAAACAGCAACUGAUCUGAACUUAGGAGUGUCUCCUCUCAGGGUUAGGGGUAAUGGAAAAGGUUAGGUAUAGUGAAGGACUGGAUUAGAGUUAAGGUAAAAGCACUCAUUUUUGGAUGUUUUCUGUUGCAUCCAUUUUGUUUUUAUAAUAGAAUGUAUCAUCUUUUCAGGUAGGAGAAACAAUAAUCAGAUAAUUGAUUAUGUUUUAGCCUUUGUCAACAUUAGUUUUCAGUCAGUUAUGAAGCAACUAUGCCUGAGAAAUCUAUAUUCAACUGCAAAACUCUAUUUGGAGAGAUGAAGAUUGUUGUGUGUGGAUUUGCAGAAAUGGCAGAAUUCACUUGGUUAAUUGUCCUAACCUUUUGCAAAAGUGGUUGGUGUUUACCAAAUUAUGAUCUGACAUCUGAUAAUCUUUGCUGUAAAUGCAUUUUAAAUUGUAAUUUUUGCCAAUUGCAUUCAGCAAAUUCUAGAACUGAAUAAAGUGGAACAAGUAUGAGCCAUACUUGUUUUGAAAAGCAAAAUGGAAAGUCUUGGGGACAAUUGGUAAAAUAACAAUUUAUAUGUUAUUUUAUGAAUUAAAAACAGUCCAAAUUGACAGCAUUUCCUUAUAAUUGUGUGCACUUAGAUAUAGUGAUAUAUCAAUACUUAGACUUUA